Molecule: messenger RNA, 1839 nt
Organism: Lodderomyces beijingensis
Lineage: Eukaryota; Fungi; Ascomycota; Pichiomycetes; Serinales; Debaryomycetaceae
Source: the annotation of a GenBank genome assembly
AUGUACACAACGCAACAACGGAACAUAUUGCACCCGUUGUCCAGCGCUUCGAAUAUGGCCCAGUUGAUCCAGCACCAGCAGCAGCCAAACAAGCAGCAGCGGAGAUAUUUCGGUAACUACUACUACCAGUUCCCAAAGAUCCCCCGACCAAAGAGAAACGUCUUGUACUACUCGACGUGGACGACAAGGAACGGGUCCAAGGCGCCAACGAAUGGCACAAGGCACACCUUGCCCCAUUUCCACAUUUUCCAUUUCCCGAGAAUCUCCAAGCGGUCGUUUUCCCAGGCGAACCAAAAGAUCAAGCUGAACACGAAAAAAUGGCACACUCGGUUCUUUUCCGUCGAGGCCCGGUCAAGGAGGCAACAGCGUAGAAGGUUCAUCAAAUGGUGGACCAUCACCUCGUUGACGGUGGUCUUGGGAGGGGUUGCUGCCAAGAUGAAGUACGACAGAGACGAGCUCCACGAAAACCCGUACAAGAUUCGACCCCAGUCGUGGCAAUUGUACGCCUACUCGACAUUGCCCUUGAAGACAAUGUCGCGGGUCUGGGGCUACGUCAACUCGAUCAACCUACCCGUGUUUGUUAGAGAGCCACUGUACCGGUUGUAUUCGGCGAUAUUUGGCGUGAAUUUAGAGGAAAUGGAAAACCCCAAUUUGAAAAGCUAUAACAAUUUGUCGGAGUUUUUCUAUAGAACUUUGAAGCCGGGCGUGCGUCCAAUUAGUGACGAUGACAUUGUUAGUCCCGCCGACGGCAAAGUUUUGAAACAUGGUGUCAUUGACGAUGGAGAAAUUGAACAAGUUAAAGGUAUGACCUAUUCCAUCGAUGCGUUAUUGGGCAUGGGCAACUCAAAGACUCGCAACUUGGCUGCUCCGACUCAUUCGCCGCGUUUCGAAGAUAGCGACGACGAACAUCACGUUCGAAGAGACCAGGAAUUUGCCAAGUUGAAUGGCAUCUCCUAUACUGUCGAUGACAUCAUUGGCGGAGAAAACGAUUCCACCUACCAUAUGAAUAAAUUGACCUACAAGAAUGACCACGACGGCACCGCCAAGGGAAACUAUGCUUCAUUGUCAAAGGAGUUGAAAGUGGCUGAAGCAUUAGCGCCGAAUCCAAUGGAAAGCUUCCGCGAAAAGAGACUUUACUUUGCGGUGAUCUAUUUGGCCCCGGGCGACUACCAUCAUUUCCAUUCGCCUACUAGUUGGGUGGCAACGUUGAGGCGCCAUUUCAUUGGCGAAUUGUUUUCCGUGGCGCCAUUUUUCCAAAAGACACUCCAGGGAUUGUUUGUUCUCAAUGAACGGGUGGCAUUGUUGGGCUAUUGGAAAUAUGGUUUUUUUUCGAUGAUUCCAGUGGGAGCUACAAAUGUCGGCAGUAUCAUUGUCAAUUUCGACAAAGACUUAAAGACAAACUCGUACUAUGAGCAAGAAGUCUAUAGCAACGACAACUCGUCCUCGUCCUCGUCGUCGCUGUCGCUGUCGCUGUCUUCGCCUUCGUCAUCGUCACUGACACCGUCGUCUUCUGCCGCGUCGUCCGAGACAAGUUCGGUAAUGACUACAGAGUCAACUCCACUUUUGCAAAAGGAAUACUCGGCGUCUGCAUUUGCCUCGGCAGCCGAGGAAGAGAAGAAGCGCAGGAAGCGAUUGAGAAAGAAUACCGUUUACGAAGCAACAUACACCAAUGCAAGUAGAAUCCUAGGUGGAUACCCGUUGAGCAAAGGACAAGACAUCGGGGGUUUCAAGUUGGGUUCAACCGUGGUGCUCGUAUUUGAAGCUCCUGAUAACUAUGAAUUCAGCAUUGAAGUCGGAGAAAAAGUCAAAGUCGGCCAAUCCUUGGGCAAAUUCGUCUAG